This is a messenger RNA of Alosa sapidissima (American shad), 3084 nucleotides long. RefSeq names its product sterile alpha motif domain-containing protein 3-like. The transcript is spliced from 10 exons. The coding region runs from base 1786 to 2787 and encodes 333 amino acids. NCBI's taxonomy places the organism in Eukaryota, Metazoa, Chordata, Actinopteri, Clupeiformes, Clupeidae. The record is from RefSeq and is a predicted model, not a curated record. Gene Ontology annotation, molecular function: protein binding.
CUUGUCGCUUGUUUGAAUGACAUGUUUGAUCGCAGCGGGUUGUGUGUGCAUUGAAUAACCCUACAGCCUUGGUCAUCAUUCGUUUGGGAGGGUGGAAUGAGAAGGGAAAGGGCUAGCUAGGCUGAAUGGUUUGGGAAAGCCUGUGUGCGUGAAAUUGUUUGAAAAAUAGCUAUACUUUGUGUCUUGUGUGCGAUCACUUUACUCCAAAAACGAUAAUUUUCAGUCUGUCAACACGAGCCUCAGAUCCAAAGAUUCCAGAAUCUUUGCGAACAUUCUAGCGCGCAACCGCCAUCUCGCGAACGUUGUUAAUCCUCAGUCUUUUCUCUUCACCUGAACUUCUGCUGGAGGUCACAUCUCGUUGAAGCUGCCAGAAGAUUAUAUAAACCUUUCGGUAUGGCACAUCUAUGGUCAGUGUCACAAGUUUGUGAAUGGCUUGAAGAAGCUGGACUAGGGCAUGCCAAGGACACUUUCAUUGGUAGGUCCAGCUGAACGGACAUGAUUUUUCAGUGUACAUUUUGGAAGGACCUAUCAGAAAAAACAAAUGAAGAUGAAUGUGUUGUGCGGACACCAGAUAUACACAGUUACCACCUACAGUGUGUAGCUGAGGACCCCAAUACAAGCUCAUUAUAUGGAGUGACCGGUCCGUGUGCUUUUAGUGAGAUACCAAACUUCAGUGUAACUAAUGCAUUUCCACCAGAUGUUAUGCACGACUUCCUUGAAGGAGUUGUUCCUCAUGUCAUAAAAUUACUUGUAAGAAGUCUUCACAGAGAAAAAAUUGUUGGUCUGCAAAAUGUUUCUGUUGCUCUGGCAGGCUUCACUUUUGGACGGAAUGAUUCUUCUAGUAAGCCUGCUCCAAUUUCUGAAAGACUUGUUUUAGAUGGUAGACUUGCAGGGAAAGCAGUUGAAAAGUGGACAUUAUUCAGGACACUUCCCUUUAUUAUUGGAGACAAAAUUCCGAAAGACAACAAGGAAUGGCAACUUUUCCUGUGCCUUAGGGAAAUUGGAGAAAUAAUAUUGGCACCUACUAUAAGUGCUAGUUGGAUCAGUUAUUUGGAGUUUUUAAUUUCCUCCUUUUUGGCAGAUUUCAGGAGGUUGUAUCCUGAUAAAAUCACUCCAAAAGUACAUUUCUUGCUUCAUUACCCUCGUCUGAUUCAGGAGUUUGGUCCACCAAGAGCACAUUGGUGCAUGCGAUACGAGGCAAAGCACCUCUACUUCAAAAAAGUUUCUGAAAGAAACUGUAAUUUCAAGAAUAUCUGUCUCUCUCUCGCUACAAGAAACCAGUUCAGGCAGUGUUGGGACUGGCUGGGCAUCAAAUUUGAGAGAGAGAAAAGCUCAGCAGUCUCGCCUUUGAAGUAUCAGGAACUUGAUAUUGCUGUUCAGGAAAAGCUCAGACUUGCUCAUGUGUCUGAAGAGGAGACAUUCUGGACCUGCUCAGAGGUCGAUAUAGACACUGUGAAAUACUCUGUUGGUGACUGUUUCAUCUUGGAUUUGUACCAGGAUGAAAUUCCUCUGUUUGUAAAGGUGACACAGAUUGUGAACGCAAGAGCAAGUUGGUUUAUUGUUGCUGAAUUCCUCACAACCUUGGCCUUUGACACCCAUCUUCAUGCUUAUCAAGUGAGCCCAACAGCAAAUCAGAUUGUGUUUAAGCCUGGUGAAGAGUUGGACUACCACAGGCUGGACUGCUAUGAACUAUCUGGCAGACAGUUUAUUACUCUUUUCCAUCGGCCGUACAAAGCAAUUGCCUAGUGGUGAGAAAAUGAAGUUGAUGGCCUUACACUCACAAAAAUGACAGAACGUAUGAGUGAGAGAAUGUUUCCGAAGAUGAAGGACCAGGUUCAGUUCAUGGCUGCUCUAGAUAAAUUGAAGUUGGGAGACAGCCAUGAUGCUGAAGUGAGAGCGGAGACGCCAGUGAUGCCAGUUUCACCAGUUUCGCCAGUUUCCUUUGAUGUCAUCCUCCCACCUUUUCUCAAUAGUGCUUUAAGUUCACAGGAUCCACAGUUCAAGUCUCAGGGGAAGAACAAACUGAAAAAUGCCCUCAUUCAGGCUUUGUUUGACCACCUCAGUCAAAAAACCAUGUAUCCCUCUCACACUCAAUAUGUUCUUACAUUGAGAUCAACCUUGAUUCGCUUCCCUUUUCUCAGGGAGAAAUAUGGCUCUGGAUACGAUGCCUUGCUCGAAUCACUUAGAAACAAAUUUAAGAAAGAAAGAAGACCACUAGUGAACUUGGAAGAAGUUUUCAAAAUGAAAGAGAAGUACUCGGCUCUCCUUGGAGAGAUGAAAAGAAUCUACCAGAUCGACGCUGAUAAAACCAUCCUAACAAAAAUGGGAGAACUUGCGCCAAAGUUGUUAGAAAAGGCACCUAAAGGUACUUUAAAAGACACCUGCCUGCAGACACUGCAGUCAUGUGAGGAUGAACAAGAAAGAAAAGCUCAAAUGGUCAAUGCAGCCAUUGUCUUGCUGCCAUCAUUUUUCAAAGAAAAUCCUGCAUUCCUUUUUGUCAACGACCAGGAACCCAUUUCUCCCACACCCACCAUCGUGAUGACCGGCUCCAACCCCCUGUCCAGCACGGAAGUAGCUGUGAAGAUGGAUGGUUGUAACAUGAUUUUAGAUGAUGGUAGCAUUGAUGUCAGUUUGGCCUUAGCUGUGUCUUUUUCUCUUUUCCAUGUCUAUCAAGUUCAUUAUCCCAAACCUCUCCGAAAGACACUGGCCUUUCUUGAGGCCUUUGUCUUUCAGAUGAAAAGUGCUGUUCCUCUGACAGUGCAGAAGCUGUUCAAUUCCCUUCACUGAGUAUGUGUGUGUGUGUGUGUGUGUGUGUGUGUGAGAGAGAUUGCACCUGUGUCUAAAUGAUCAGUUAAUUUAAUAACAACAAGACAUUGCUAUUGUGUUUGUGAGAGAGUGACCGCUGCAUUGCUAUUGUGUGUGUGUGUGAUCACACCUUGCUUUUGCUAUUGCUAUUUUGAUUGCUGUUUUAAUCAGUUGAUUAUAACGCUUUAUAUGUGUAUGUGUGCACGCAAUGGUAUAGUUGAUGAUCACUAAUGAACUUGUAAACAUAAAGAUUUUUAAUAAACAUAAAAAUGACCAAAA